Molecule: messenger RNA, 1587 nt
Organism: Aspergillus glaucus CBS 516.65
Lineage: Eukaryota; Fungi; Ascomycota; Eurotiomycetes; Eurotiales; Aspergillaceae
Product: putative G-patch DNA repair protein (Drt111)
Exons: 5
Coding region: 1-1587 (528 amino acids)
Biological process (GO): mRNA cis splicing, via spliceosome
Cellular component (GO): precatalytic spliceosome
Molecular function (GO): RNA binding
Source: RefSeq, a predicted model, not a curated record
AUGACCUCCGAUCAGACACCAUCCAGGCCGGGCUUAUCACUCUAUGCGAAUUUACUUGACCCCUCUGCCGAAUCCCCAGCCCCGGGGACAAUCUCGCGCGCGCCCGUCGUCUUCAAGCAAAGCUCUGAAGACAAUGCGCAGUCAGAUGAAGCUGCUAAGAAGCAGCAGUUGAACCCUGCUGCUCUCCGAUUCCAACCCACCAGGAGACCCCAGUUAUCAGCGCAGAAACCGAAACCCAAACCGACAUUACCCAAGGCCAUUGCUGCGGCUGCUAAUCCGUCUGCGGCUGCUCCGCCCGUAAUGACCACUCUGGCAGACUGGGCCGCCGAAAAUGACGAUGUUAAUGGCUUCUACGCUGGAGAAAAGAGACAACGAGGUGGUCGCAAGAAGCGUAAGAAGAACCGCGAAGCGCAGGAGUUUGUACAGAAUUGGGACGAUAUCUAUGACCCGACAAGGCCGAAUAAUUACGAGGAAUACAAGCAUAGCGACGAGCAGAUCGCCGAGGUUCGAGAAUGGAAAGACCGUCUCUAUGCACAUCGCAUGGCGCGUUCGCCCAGCAGAGACUCACUUAGUGACGAUGAGCGUCGGCCAAUGAACCGGCAAUUCGCCCCCCCAAGCAGCUUCGCGCCGCCUCCAAACCUCAACGACAUUCCACCAGAGCCUCCCGCGUCGCUUCCCAAUGAUCUAUCAGGUGAAGAUGAUUUAACUCGACGUGCACAAAUGACAGCAGGCAUGCCAGAUGACGCGCAACCUCCGCCGCCUGCCCCAGUUCCAAACGAUCCCACCGGGGACAAUGCCUAUGCCAGGCGCCUUCAAAUGUCUGCUGGAUCGCAGGCCCCGGUGGGAACUGCGCCACCAUCUCCUCUGGCCCGAGUUAUGGACACAAUACAGCCAUCUUCAGCAACUAUUUCUCGUGCGCCAGUCCGUUAUAACCUCCCACCACCUCCAGAAGACAUCCCUGCGUCGGAAGCGGAACUUGAAGAAGUCUUUGCCAAGGAGAAUCCUACUGAAGAUGGAGGUGAAGGUGAGGGAGAUGGCGAUGGCGAGCGCUCGCUGCGUCCCGGGCAAAAAGGAUUUGCUGAGCGGUUGCUGGCCAAGUAUGGCUGGACAAAGGGCUCUGGUCUUGGUGCAACCGGGUCUGGUAUUGUCAACCCGCUGCAAGUCAAGGUUGAGAAGCAAAAGAAGCGACCAGAUUCCGAGGGCGGUGGUUUUGCUACUCCGGCUGGUCGAGGGAAGAUUGUCGGUGGCAAGAAAAAGGCAGCAGAAGACGAGGGCAAGUUUGGUCGGAUGAGCGAGGUUAUCGUUCUGAAGGGCAUGCUCAACGGUUUGGACUUGGAUGCAGAGUUGGAAGGCGGAAACUUGAUGCAGGAAAUUGGGGAAGAAUGCUCAGAGAAGUAUGGCAAUGUUGAGCGGGUCUUCAUAUCUCGUCAUUCACAGCCUCCAGUGCCUGUUUUUGUCAAAUUCACCAACCAAUUAUCAGCUCUACGGGCUGUGAACGCACUCGAAGGACGGAUAUUCAACGGAAACCCGAUCACGGUUCGAUUCUUCGAUAAUGCCAAGUUUGAGCAGGGGAUAUACGAUGAUUAA